This is a messenger RNA of Pollicipes pollicipes, 759 nucleotides long. RefSeq names its product putative methyltransferase DDB_G0268948. The transcript is spliced from 5 exons. The record is from RefSeq and is a predicted model, not a curated record. Bases 1 to 759 code for a protein of 252 amino acids. Lineage: Eukaryota; Metazoa; Arthropoda; Thecostraca; Pollicipedomorpha; Pollicipedidae. Gene Ontology annotation, molecular function: S-adenosylmethionine-dependent methyltransferase activity.
AUGCACCUCACUGGCCUGGGAUAUCCCCAGGAGAAGCUGCCGUUGGAUCGUGUACUUGACGUCGGCUGCGGCAGUGGACAGAACACCCGCUGUCUGGCACCCCAUUUCCGUUCCGUACUAGCUACGGACAUAAGCCCAGCACAGAUCAAAGAGGCGACCGCGAGAAACACCUUCGCGAAUAUCGAAUACCGGGUAGCUGCCGCCGAGGAGAUCCCCAUGCCCGCCGAGUCCGUGCAGCUGGUCACCGCCUGCACAUGCUGUCACUAUUUUGACAUGCCCCGCUUCUUCGCGGAGGCAGACCGCGUGCUAGCGCCAGCCGGAAUUCUUGGCAUCUACAGCGUCAGGACGCCGAAGGUCUACCGCAACGGCAUGUUCUCGACUGAGCUCAAUCACGUUUUGAUGCAGGCUUUUGAGGCUAUUGGUAAUGACUGGGGCCGCGUCUGGAAAGACGUGGAGGACCGGUACGGCGACCCACGCUUCCGGCUCCCCUACCCGGGCGAGGUCAGGGACGAGAGUCACGACCAGGAGCAGACGCUGACGCUGGACGGCCUGCUGGGCUUCAUCGGAAGCCUUGGCUCCUUCCAGAAAAUGAUGGCCCGCUGCGGCGCCGAGCGAGGCGAGGCCUUGCUGCAGCUGACAAGGGAACGGUUCCAAUCGGUGCUUUCCAACGGCAAGCCGGAGGUCGAUACUAGCGACAUCGGCAUCACCCUCCGUCACCCCUACUUCCUGCUGAUGGCGCGGAAGCCCGUUUCGCGCUGA